Messenger RNA from Callithrix jacchus (white-tufted-ear marmoset), 10959 nucleotides. RefSeq names its product acetyl-CoA carboxylase alpha (gene ACACA). Lineage: Eukaryota; Metazoa; Chordata; Mammalia; Primates; Cebidae. Gene Ontology annotation, cellular component: mitochondrion. Gene Ontology annotation, molecular function: acetyl-CoA carboxylase activity; metal ion binding; ATP binding. Gene Ontology annotation, biological process: fatty acid biosynthetic process. The record is from RefSeq and is a predicted model, not a curated record.
CUCACUGCAAGCCAUCCACCCACCUCAGCCUCCUGAGUAGGUGGGACUACAGUCCAGGCACAUGCCACCGUGCUUGACCCUAUUAUUUAAAAGUGGGUUGAUAAAUUCUUGGCGAAGCUCCACCUAGAGGGAUUAUGAGGGUUCCUAGAUGAGUAUUGUUCCCUGUUGACAGAUCUUCCCUUGUUCCUGCCUCAGCUUCCGCCGAAGAACUGACCUGGGGCAUGGAUUUUUAUCCUAUUCACUUUUUACCUUCUGGCAUAGAACUUCUUCCCACCAAACUGUCACGCUCUGCACCUCUCCUGGCCUUUGUCACAAGCUUGUGUAAGGAUUGAGAAGGUAUUCUGCGUGCUUCGUUAAAUUCUUCUUUGGAAAGGUUUAGGGUUCACCCUAUUCUUCUCAAGUGCAAUUUUCUCUGUUUCUGUCCCUACGCGAUGUUUGUAUUGUGUUGGGACUCCUUCCAGUUAUUAUUAAUUUUCAACACACAGCUACCACGAAAGUCUUGCUAUGAAGUAACUGGCAAAACUAGAGACACUGAUUGGUUUCCUCUCAAAGGCUCCGUCUGCCCACAGUAGAGGACGGGAGGCAUUCUCCAAUCUGAAAAGUCUGGAACGUUUUUGGCAACUAUUCUGCCCUGGGCAAGCAGAAGACGGUGGUUCUUUGGUACACUCCCCUUUUCACUGAGCUUCCUUUACUGAGGCUUCUCUUCAACACGCCAGGAUUCAGCAUGUGGAACAGCUUUCGAGUGGGCUGCCUAGGGGCUGAGGAGUAAAGCGGCGGCCUGGUUAUGGAGUUCCAGCGUGUGGUUACUUAGCCCGCCCAGGCUUGAAAACCAGUCAGCGUGACGAGGGCAGGUGGUGGACACGAUUGCCCAUCUCUUGCUAAUGGGUUAGGAUUAAACAGACGAGGCCCCUUCGGGCCCGCACACCGCCUGCCCCACUCAGCCCGCCUCGAUUCUGGGUUCCAUUCGCCGCGCUACAGGCCGGCAAGUCCCGGCCACUCACUUAGGGCGCCUCUGUCGGUCUCUGAUGCGAGGCGCCUGUGGAACCUCUUCCCUCACUCCUGUCUCUGCCAGGAGGUGGAGCCGAGGGGCUGGCCCCGCACCCGGCUGUGGCAGAAGGAGCCGCGAAGGCCCGACCAGGGGCGCCACGACAGCCCGGGGCCCGCCCGCGUCCCGCCCGCCCUCUAGCCGCUCGGCCCCGAAUGGCAGAUCCGCGCUCGGACCAUCGACAUCGCCUCACAUCGCCCCGCCCCGCGCCGCCCUCCCAUUGGCUGCCGCUGAGCCCUCUGGCCUGCACCUCGCCCCCCCGGCGGCCCUGGCAGCGCUGCAGCCCGGAGCGGGGUCGGAGGUGAACGGCCUGGAGUAACCCCGGACGUAAUCACCUCGUGGGGCUCGCCGGCAGAGGUGGGAGGCAGGGGCGGGGCGGGGGCGGGGCCAGCUUUCCGAAGUCCCCGCCCCCUCCCCGUGUGCGGGGCCGGCUUGGUGCUGAGCGUCUGUCAGCCAUCGCCGGAGCUACCGGCGUCUCCUCCCGCCCAGCAGUGCCUCCACGCAGGGGCUCCGGGACCGCCCGACCGCACACGCUACCACCCUGAGUUCUUUUUGGAGGUGGAUAUCUGCUCAGACAGUAAGAAUUAUAAGAGCUCUAAGAGCUCAUUUUGGAGGAAUAAUGGAUGAAUCAUCUCCCUUGGCCAAACCUCUGGAACUGAACCAGCACUCUCGAUUCAUAAUUGGUUCUGUGUCCGAAGAUAACUCAGAGGAUGAGAUCAGUAACCUGGUGAAGCUGGACCUACUGGAGGAGAAGGAGGGCUCUUUGUCACCUGCUUCUGUUGGCUCAGAUACACUCUCUGAUUUGGGGAUCUCUAGCCUACAGGAUGGCUUGGCCUUGCACAUAAGGUCCAGCAUGUCUGGCUUGCACCUAGUAAAGCAGGGCCGAGACCGAAAGAAAAUAGAUUCUCAACGAGAUUUCACUGUGGCUUCUCCAGCAGAAUUUGUUACCCGCUUUGGGGGAAAUAAAGUGAUUGAGAAGGUUCUUAUUGCUAACAACGGCAUUGCAGCAGUGAAAUGCAUGCGGUCUAUCCGUAGGUGGUCUUAUGAAAUGUUUCGAAAUGAACGUGCAAUUCGAUUUGUUGUUAUGGUCACACCUGAAGACCUUAAAGCCAAUGCAGAAUACAUUAAGAUGGCAGAUCACUAUGUGCCAGUGCCUGGAGGACCAAACAACAACAACUAUGCAAAUGUGGAGUUAAUUCUUGAUAUUGCUAAAAGGAUCCCAGUACAAGCAGUGUGGGCUGGCUGGGGUCAUGCUUCUGAGAAUCCCAAACUACCAGAACUUCUCUUGAAAAAUGGCAUUGCCUUCAUGGGUCCUCCAAGCCAGGCCAUGUGGGCUUUAGGGGAUAAGAUUGCAUCUUCCAUAGUGGCUCAAACUGCAGGUAUCCCAACUCUUCCCUGGAGUGGCAGUGGUCUUCGUGUGGACUGGCACGAAAAUGAUUUUUCAAAACGUAUCUUAAAUGUUCCCCAGGAGCUAUAUGAAAAAGGUUAUGUGAAAGAUGUGGAUGAUGGGCUACAGGCAGCUGAAGAGGUUGGAUAUCCAGUAAUGAUCAAGGCCUCAGAAGGAGGAGGAGGGAAGGGAAUUAGAAAAGUCAACAAUGCAGAUGACUUCCCUAACCUCUUCAGACAGGUUCAGGCUGAAGUUCCUGGAUCUCCUAUAUUUGUGAUGAGGUUAGCCAAACAAUCUCGUCAUCUGGAGGUGCAGAUCUUAGCAGACCAAUAUGGCAAUGCUAUCUCUUUGUUUGGUCGUGAUUGCUCUGUACAACGCAGACAUCAGAAGAUUAUUGAAGAGGCACCUGCUGCUAUUGCUACUCCAACAGUAUUUGAACACAUGGAACAGUGUGCGGUGAAACUUGCCAAAAUGGUGGGUUAUGUGAGUGCUGGGACUGUGGAAUACCUGUACAGCCAGGAUGGCAGCUUCUACUUUCUGGAAUUGAAUCCUCGGCUACAGGUGGAGCACCCUUGUACAGAGAUGGUGGCUGAUGUCAAUCUCCCUGCAGCACAGCUCCAGAUUGCCAUGGGGAUUCCUCUAUAUAGAAUCAAAGAUAUCCGUAUGAUGUACGGGGUAUCUCCCUGGGGCGAUUCUCCCAUUGAUUUUGAAGAUUCUGCACAUGUCCCUUGCCCAAGGGGCCAUGUUAUUGCUGCUCGGAUCACUAGUGAAAAUCCAGAUGAGGGUUUUAAGCCCAGCUCAGGAACAGUUCAGGAACUAAAUUUCCGCAGUAACAAGAAUGUUUGGGGAUAUUUCAGUGUUGCUGCUGCAGGGGGACUUCAUGAAUUUGCUGAUUCUCAGUUCGGUCAUUGCUUUUCCUGGGGAGAAAACAGAGAGGAGGCAAUUUCAAACAUGGUGGUGGCUUUGAAGGAGCUGUCUAUUCGGGGUGACUUUCGAACUACAGUUGAAUACCUGAUCAAAUUGUUAGAGACUGAAAGCUUUCAGAUGAACAGAAUUGAUACUGGCUGGCUGGACAGACUGAUAGCAGAAAAAGUACAGGCUGAGCGACCUGACACCAUGUUGGGGGUUGUGUGUGGGGCCCUCCAUGUGGCAGAUGUGAGCCUGCGAAAUAGCAUCUCUAACUUCCUUCACUCCUUAGAAAGGGGUCAAGUCCUUUCUGCUCAUACACUUCUGAAUACAGUAGAUGUUGAACUUAUCUAUGAGGGAGUCAAAUAUGUACUUAAGGUGACUCGACAGUCCCCCAACUCCUAUGUGGUGAUUAUGAAUGGCUCAUGUGUAGAAGUAGAUGUACAUCGACUGAGCGACGGUGGACUGCUCUUGUCCUAUGAUGGCAGCAGUUACACCACGUAUAUGAAGGAGGAAGUGGAUAGAUAUCGCAUCACGAUUGGCAAUAAAACCUGUGUGUUUGAGAAGGAAAAUGACCCAUCGGUGAUGCGCUCACCUUCUGCUGGGAAGUUAAUCCAGUACAUUGUAGAAGAUGGAGGUCAUGUGUUUGCUGGCCAGUGCUAUGCUGAGAUUGAGGUAAUGAAGAUGGUGAUGACCUUAACAGCUGUGGAGUCUGGCUGUAUCCAUUACGUCAAGCGACCUGGAGCAGCUCUUGACCCUGGCUGUGUACUAGCCAAAAUGCAGUUGGACAACCCUAGCAAGGUUCAGCAGGCUGAGCUUCACACUGGUAGUCUGCCACGGAUCCAGAGCACGGCACUCAGGGGCGAGAAACUCCAUCGAGUGUUCCAUUAUGUCCUGGAUAAUCUGGUCAAUGUAAUGAAUGGAUACUGCCUUCCAGAUCCUUUCUUUAGCUGCAAGGUAAAAGACUGGGUAGAGCGAUUGAUGAAAACCCUCAGAGAUCCUUCCCUGCCUCUCCUGGAAUUGCAAGAUAUCAUGACCAGUGUGUCUGGCCGCAUUCCCCCCAAUGUGGAGAAGUCUAUCAAGAAGGAAAUGGCUCAGUAUGCUAGCAACAUCACAUCAGUCCUCUGUCAGUUUCCCAGCCAGCAGAUUGCCAACAUCCUAGAUAGCCAUGCAGCUACAUUGAACCGGAAAUCUGAACGGGAAGUCUUCUUUAUGAAUACUCAGAGCAUUGUCCAACUGGUGCAGAGGUACCGAAGUGGCAUCCGAGGCCACAUGAAGGCUGUGGUGAUGGAUCUGCUCCGGCAGUACCUGCGAGUAGAGACACAAUUCCAGAAUGGUCACUAUGACAAAUGUGUAUUCGCCCUCCGGGAAGAGAACAAAAGUGACAUGAACACUGUACUGAACUACAUCUUCUCUCACGCUCAAGUCACCAAGAAGAAUCUUCUGGUCACAAUGCUUAUUGAUCAGUUGUGUGGCCGGGACCCUACUCUCACUGAUGAACUGCUGAAUAUUCUCACAGAGCUCACUCAACUCAGUAAGACCACCAAUGCUAAAGUAGCACUUCGAGCACGCCAGGUUCUUAUUGCCUCCCAUUUGCCAUCGUAUGAGCUUCGCCAUAACCAAGUGGAGUCUAUCUUCCUAUCAGCUAUUGAUAUGUAUGGACAUCAAUUUUGCAUUGAGAACCUGCAGAAACUCAUCCUGUCAGAAACAUCUAUUUUUGAUGUCCUACCAAACUUCUUCUAUCACAGCAACCAAGUAGUGAGGAUGGCAGCUCUGGAGGUGUAUGUUCGACGGGCUUAUAUUGCCUAUGAACUUAACAGCGUACAACACCGCCAGCUUAAGGACAACACCUGUGUGGUGGAAUUCCAGUUCAUGCUGCCCACAUCUCAUCCAAACAGAGGGAACAUCCCCACGCUAAACAGAAUGUCCUUCUCCUCCAACCUCAACCACUAUGGCAUGACCCAUGUAGCUAGUGUCAGCGACGUGCUGUUGGACAACUCAUUCACUCCACCAUGUCAGCGGAUGGGCGGAAUGGUCUCUUUUCGGACUUUCGAAGAUUUUGUCAGGAUCUUUGAUGAAGUGAUGGGCUGCUUCUCUGACUCCCCACCCCAAAGCCCCACAUUCCCUGAGGCGGGUCACACAUCUCUUUAUGAUGAAGAUAAGGUUCCCAGGGAUGAACCAAUUCACAUUCUCAAUGUGGCUAUCAAAACUGACUGUGAUAUUGAGGAUGACAGGCUGGCAGCUAUGUUCAGAGAAUUUACCCAGCAAAAUAAAGCUACCCUGGUUGACCAUGGGAUCCGGCGCCUUACUUUCCUGGUUGCACAAAAGGAUUUCAGAAAACAGGUCAACUAUGAGGUGGAUCGGCGAUUUCAUAGAGAAUUCCCUAAAUUUUUUACAUUCCGAGCAAGGGAUAAGUUUGAGGAGGAUCGCAUCUAUCGUCAUCUGGAGCCUGCUCUGGCUUUCCAGUUAGAGCUGAACCGGAUGAGAAAUUUUGACCUCACUGCCAUUCCAUGUGCUAAUCACAAGAUGCACCUGUAUCUCGGGGCAGCCAAGGUGGAAGUGGGCACAGAAGUGACAGACUACAGGUUCUUUGUUCGUGCAAUCAUCAGACAUUCUGAUCUGGUCACCAAGGAAGCUUCUUUUGAAUAUCUGCAAAAUGAAGGGGAGCGGCUGCUCCUGGAAGCCAUGGAUGAGUUGGAAGUUGCUUUUAACAAUACAAAUGUCCGCACUGACUGUAACCACAUCUUCCUCAAUUUUGUGCCCACGGUUAUCAUGGACCCAUCAAAGAUUGAAGAAUCUGUGCGGAGCAUGGUAAUGCGGUAUGGAAGUCGCCUGUGGAAAUUGCGCGUCCUCCAGGCAGAACUGAAAAUCAACAUUCGCCUGACGCCAACUGGAAAAGCAAUUCCCAUCCGCCUCUUCCUGACAAACGAGUCUGGCUAUUACUUGGAUAUCAGCCUAUACAAGGAAGUGACUGACUCCAGGACAGCACAGAUCAUGUUUCAGGCAUAUGGAGACAAACAGGGACCACUGCAUGGAAUGUUAAUCAAUACUCCUUAUGUGACGAAAGACCUGCUGCAAUCAAAGAGGUUCCAGGCGCAAUCCUUAGGGACAACAUACAUAUAUGAUAUCCCAGAGAUGUUUCGGCAGUCCCUGAUCAAACUCUGGGAGUCUAUGUCCACUCAGGCCUGCCUUCCAGCCGCUCCUCUGCCUUCUGACAUGCUGACGUACACCGAACUAGUAUUGGAUGACCAAGGUCAGCUCGUCCACAUGAACAGGCUUCCAGGAGGAAAUGAGAUUGGUAUGGUAGCUUGGAAAAUGACGCUUAAAAGUCCUGAAUAUCCAGAAGGCCGAGAUAUCAUUGUUAUUGGCAAUGACAUCACAUACCGAAUUGGAUCCUUUGGGCCUCAAGAGGAUUUGUUAUUUCUCAGAGCUUCUGAACUUGCCAGGGCAGAAGGUAUUCCACGCAUCUACGUAGCAGCCAACAGUGGAGCAAGAAUUGGACUGGCAGAAGAAAUUCGUCAUAUGUUUCAUGUGGCCUGGGUAGACCCUGAGGACCCUUACAAGGGAUACAAGUAUUUAUAUCUGACCCCUCAAGAUUAUAAGAGAGUCAGUGCUCUCAACUCUGUCCAUUGUGAACAUGUAGAGGAUGAAGGAGAAUCCAGGUACAAGAUAACAGAUAUUAUUGGGAAAGAAGAGGGAAUUGGAGCCGAGAAUCUUCGAGGUUCUGGAAUGAUUGCUGGAGAAUCCUCAUUGGCCUAUGAUGAGAUCAUUACCAUCAGCCUGGUGACGUGCCGGGCCAUUGGGAUUGGGGCUUACCUUGUCCGGCUGGGACAGAGAACCAUUCAGGUUGAGAAUUCUCACUUAAUUCUAACAGGAGCUGGAGCCCUCAACAAAGUCCUCGGGCGGGAAGUGUACACCUCCAAUAACCAGCUCGGGGGCAUCCAGAUCAUGCACAACAAUGGGGUAACCCACUGCACUGUGUGUGAUGACUUUGAAGGGGUUUUCACUGUCCUGCACUGGCUGUCUUACAUGCCCAAGAGCGUGCACAGUUCAGUUCCUCUUCUGAACUCAAAGGAUCCUAUAGACAGAAUCAUCGAGUUUGUUCCUACAAAGGCCCCAUAUGACCCUCGAUGGAUGCUAGCAGGCCGUCCUCACCCAACCCAAAAAGGUCAAUGGUUGAGUGGCUUUUUUGACUAUGGAUCUUUCUCAGAGAUUAUGCAGCCCUGGGCACAGACUGUGGUGGUUGGUAGAGCCAGGCUAGGAGGAAUACCUGUGGGAGUUGUUGCUGUAGAAACCCGAACAGUAGAACUAAGUAUUCCAGCUGAUCCAGCAAACCUGGAUUCUGAAGCCAAGAUAAUCCAGCAGGCUGGCCAGGUUUGGUUCCCAGACUCUGCAUUUAAGACGUAUCAGGCCAUCAAGGACUUCAACCGGGAAGGGCUGCCUCUGAUGGUCUUUGCCAACUGGAGAGGCUUCUCUGGUGGAAUGAAAGAUAUGUAUGAUCAAGUGCUGAAGUUUGGUGCUUACAUUGUGGACAGCUUGAGGGAGUGCUCCCAGCCUGUGCUGGUUUACAUUCCUCCCCAGGCUGAACUGCGGGGUGGCUCCUGGGUCGUGAUUGACUCCACCAUCAACCCACGGCACAUGGAGAUGUAUGCCGACCGAGAAAGCAGGGGAUCUGUUCUGGAGCCAGAAGGGACAGUAGAAAUCAAAUUCCGCAGAAAGGAUCUGGUGAAAACCAUGCGUCGGGUGGACCCAGUCUACAUCCACUUGGCUGAGCGAUUGGGCACCCCAGAGCUAAGUACAGCUGAGCGGAAGGAGUUGGAGAACAAGUUGAAGGAGCGGGAGGAAUUCCUAAUUCCCAUUUACCAUCAGGUAGCCGUGCAGUUUGCUGACUUGCAUGACACACCAGGCCGGAUGCAGGAGAAGGGUGUUAUUAACGAUAUCCUGGAUUGGAAAACAUCCCGUACCUUCUUCUACUGGAGGCUGAGGCGUCUCCUGCUAGAGGACCUGGUCAAGAAGAAAAUCCACAAUGCCAACCCUGAGCUGACUGAUGGCCAGAUUCAAGCCAUGUUAAGGCGCUGGUUUGUAGAAGUAGAAGGAACAGUGAAGGCCUAUGUGUGGGACAAUAAUAAAGAUCUGGUGGAGUGGCUGGAGAAACAGCUGACAGAGGAGGAUGGCGUUCGCUCCGUGAUAGAGGAAAACAUCAAAUGCAUCAGCAGAGACUACGUCCUCAAGCAAAUCCGCAGCUUGGUCCAGGCCAAUCCAGAGGUUGCCAUGGAUUCCAUCGUCCAUAUGACCCAACACAUAUCACCCACUCAGCGAGCAGAAGUCGUACGGAUCCUUUCCACGAUGGAUUCCCCUUCCACGUAGGAGGAGCUUCCUGCCUAUCCCUGCCCUGUCCCUGGAGAAAAGGGCUAGAGCUACUGUUUACAACUGCAACCACUGUAAUGAAAGGCACAGGAGACCCAGCACUGGAGUCAAAGUGGCAUUUUCCUUCCCCUUGAGUGUUUUAGGUUAUGCAUGACAUCCUGGGAGUAAGAUCACAGAAUCCCCUCCAGCCCACCCAUCACACCUACCCCAUUCAGUAUUUAUUACCCCGGCUGGGCCUAGUCCUUCACUCCCUGCACAGGACUGAGAAGGCAAUGAAAGGUACAGACAUGUACCAUGAGGUCUCACUACCCAAAGCAGGGCUGCACCUCCUGUCCUGACAGGCCCUUGGCCCCCCAGCAUAGGGGAGCAUGAGGAGUUGCCAGGCAGUCAGCAGCCCCUCUCACUCCUGGCCCCAUGAGCCGCAGCCACAGGUGCAGAGGAGGGCUUGGGAGAGGACAAGCCUCAAGUCCACUGUUUAUGACCUCAGCUCUCAGCCCAGCACACAGUAGGCACUGGAGAGGAAUGAUUCCCAGUUUAACUACACCACGAACCUUUUAUGAAGAAAAAUCAGCAUAAAAUCUACUGCAAGCUCCAUGGGAACUCAAAGAUGAGGGCAAAACUGUGAGCCAAGAAGCAGAGAAAGAAAAUAGACCACGUUAUUCUUAAUUUAGGGGACCUCAACCUUGGGUUCAGUCUCUGAGGACAAAGGGGAAGGUCACUGCCCUGCCUCUCGCCUGCAUAUCACUGCUGGACUAGCUGUCGCAUGUAUCUGGGAGCUGCAAGGCCAGUGGUCCCACAGACAGUGAAGCCUGAGUUGGCAGAGGAGGAACCAGAGAGAACCACCCUUUCUGCACUGGUAGAAACUAGUUACUUAUACUAUGUGGAGAGCCAGCCAGAUAGUCUGUUUUGAGGCCUUGGAAAAUUGUUCCUGUGAAGCCUGGAGCUUGGAUGGUUUUGAGAGCUUAAUGGUGCCUCAGAGUCACUCUUCCCUAGUUCCUAGUUCCCUAGGAUUACUGUCCUAGCAACUGACAUUUCUGUUCUCUUUGGGUCUGUUCUCUUUGGGUCUUGUCUCUUCCCCAGAAUGUAGACAGGCAGCAGAUGCGCAGGUCUCCCCACAGCUAUGCCCUCAGCACCAGGAGCUGGCCUUCCCGGUGAGGGAGGCUUCCAGAAACCCAGAAUCCACAUGUCCUUAAGAUUCUUUACAACUCAGUCAUGGUGCUGCUGUUCUCCAGGCUUACUGGCCCCUCCUGACCAGCAUCAGGGGCCUCCCUCGGGUGGUAGAGUUUACUUUCGACUCCUAGUUUAUUCAAGAAAACAACUUCCUGAUUCCCCUGUUCCUAAAGCAGGAGUGGCAGGUAACCAGGCUGGGCAGCACCCUGCCACUAAUUGCAUUUUUCACUGACGACUGAGGAGGAUAAGGUGUCGGAGAAGCAGUGGUAUGAACGCUCUUGGACAAGCUACAGUUCUGAGCCUUAACCCUGUAGUUUACACACGAGCGAGCUCCAUGUCCCCUUCUUCAGGAGGAAGUUGUGCAGAUGGGCUUGUCAAUGGCUCUGGGUUGCAGACGGGCCCCAUAUGGCUGGGUGUGGAGCAGACAGCCCCCCAGAGUCAGAGCCUCAGCCUGGCUGCCCUGGUGGGAGGUGCAGGUGUUCAGCACCUUCAGAAAAGGGCAUGGAGUAGUGGGGGACAAUUUUCAGUUCAGGAAAAUGCAUUGACCAUUGUUGGUCAUUUGCUUACCUAGUAAGAAUUGGAUGCAUUUUUCACCAGAUUAUUCUAUACUUUUUUGCAAUAAAUCAAAUCCCACAUACCUGCAAGUGGUAUGAAGUCCCACAUCCCUGAGGAGGCCAGUCCAGGCAUUGCUUCAGAGGCAGGGUGGGUUACCCUCAUUUACCUCCCUCUCCCCGCCAAAUUAUGACACAAACGAGUAUGCUUCCUCUCUAGAAUCCUGUAAUGCCUCCUCCCCCAUCCCCAGAACUGUAGGUCUUACCCUAGACGAGGAAUUUUCAAGUUGGAGCCACAGAACAUGAGCAGUCUGACAUUCCCACAGCCCCUCAACACGCGCAAGGCUACUGAGGCAGGAGUAUAAAUGGAUAUUGACCAAGACCUGCUUGAAUGGAGACUGCCAUAUUAUCUGUUCUCUUCGUUCACAAAACAGCCUUCACUUGUCUCAGAAUUCGAUGGACACAUACCGUGAUGAGCAGGAGCUUCAGGCGCACUCUUUACACAUUUUGUUGAAAUAAACCUCUACAUUUGU